Rodentolepis nana is the source of this 972-nucleotide messenger RNA. The record is from the annotation of a GenBank genome assembly. NCBI's taxonomy places the organism in Eukaryota, Metazoa, Platyhelminthes, Cestoda, Cyclophyllidea, Hymenolepididae.
AUGGGUCAGCUUAUAUCGACAACUCCUGUCGAUCAAUCCGAAGUACGCUUUGACCUACAAGAUCUUCCACCCGAACUAGCCUUAACUAUUCUCUCCUACUUAAACCCAACAGAUCUUUAUUUGGCAUCAGGUGUUUGGUGGGAUUUAGCCUCGAAUGAAACUCUUUGGCGAGGAUUGUGCCGAAACUACUGGCCUUUCUGCUCUGCCUACGAGAAUUGGCACGAGAAGCCCGAUUUCUCUUUUCGAAUUCUUUUCUUGCGGUUGGAUGAGGCUCGAUUGACCUUUAAUAGCGAUGCUUUUGAGGGGAUGCGGUACCUUCAUGAAAAUAAGCUGCUCAAAGAUGACGUGCAGCAUAUUGCUCUCUAUUUCCACGUCACACCUGGACUUAAUCCAGAUCAGAAACGACGAUACCUCGAAGCAAAGCAAGAACCUUGGGAAAGUGAAGGUCAACUGAAAUGGGCUAAUGCUCAACUCCAUUUGGAGAUUCUGGAUGCGCUGAUGAGUCUGAAAAACUUCGGUGGCAAGUUUUUGCCCAACGCACUACGUGACCUCUGUGCAGAGUUGUUAAGUCCAAUGGAAAUUUCACAAAAUUUUAUUCCAUACCUUCUUGAACGCUUCUCUGUGCAAUUCGUUCACUGCAAUGGGAAUCUCGGCUUCCGUCCAGGCUAUGCUUCGAGAGGAGAAGACGUGGUCUAUGUGUUAUGUAUCUCGCUGCUAAUGCUCUCAAAGGAUUUUGCAAGUCCUCAGAUUAAGAAUAAGAUGUCCAAACGUGAGUUCAUUCGCAAUACCCGACAAGCAGUUCCUUCAGCAAGUAUUGAUUUGCUGGGUCAGCUCUACGACAACGUGUACGUGGAGGGGGACAUUGGCACUUGGGUCAUAGUGAAGAGUAAUCCCUCCGUAUCUCCUCCGAUACAGCGGAGAAUCACUGAUGUGCGGUCUACCCCGCGUCCCUAUCGCAUCAUUGCUUCUUGA